This is a messenger RNA of Suncus etruscus (white-toothed pygmy shrew), 660 nucleotides long. Its product is annotated as casein kinase II subunit beta-like. Gene Ontology annotation, cellular component: cytoplasm; protein kinase CK2 complex. The transcript has a single exon. NCBI's taxonomy places the organism in Eukaryota, Metazoa, Chordata, Mammalia, Eulipotyphla, Soricidae. Gene Ontology annotation, molecular function: protein kinase regulator activity. The coding region runs from base 1 to 648 and encodes 215 amino acids. The record is from RefSeq and is a predicted model, not a curated record.
AUGAGCAGCUCCAUGGAGGUGUCCUGGAUUUCUUGGUUCUGUGGGCUCCGGGGCAAUGAAUUCUUCUGUGAAGUGGACGAAGACUAUAUCCAGGAAAAGUUCAACCUCACCGGACUCCAUGAGCAAGUGCCUCACUUUCGACAAGCUUUAGACAUGAUCUUGGACUUGGAAACUGAUGAAGAGUUGGAGGACAACCCCAACCCGAGAGACCUGAUCGAGCAGGCCGCUGAGAUGCUUUAUGGGUUGAUCCAUGCCCGCUACAUCAUCACCAACGGAGGCAUCGCCCAGAUGUUGGGCAAGUACCAGCAGGGAGACUUUGGCUACUGUCCUCGUGUGUACUGUGAGAACCAGCCAAUGCUUCCCAUAGGCCUUUCGGACAUCCCAGGGGAGGCCAUGGUGAAGCUCUACUGCCCUAAGUGCAUGGACGUGUACACACCCAAAUCACCGAGGCACCACCACACCGACGGUGCCUACUUCGGCACCGGUUUCCCUCACAUGUUCUUCAUGGUGCACCCUGAGUACCGGCCCAAGCAGCCCACCAACCAGUUUGUACCCAGGCUCUUCGGUUUCAAGAUCCAUCCAAUGGCCUACCAGCUGCAGCUCCAAGCAGCCAGCAACUUCAAGAGUCCAGUCAAGACAAUUCGCUGAUUCCCUAUCCUC